AUGGCGCCCGGCGGGGUUGUGCUCCUCGGCCUCCUUCUCCUGGCGCUGGUGGACGCGCUUGCCGCCGUCCACAUCGACAUCGCGGCGGCCCUGUUCCACUCGCACGACCACCUCGGGGGCAACAAGCACAAGGACAAGCAGUCUUCUUCCUCGCCUUCGUGGCCAGACGGCAAUUACCUUCCGCCGGCGGGCAACAAGGAGAAGAAGGACAAGAAGGAGAAGCCUUCAUGGCCGGACGGUAACGCCGCGGAUUUCUUCGCGGAGGCUGCCAAGAAGGGGCUGCGGUCCUUCACCGGCGGGCGGGGCGGGUACAAGACGAUGACGACGGAGUUCCUGGACGCGCAUAACCAGGUGCGGGCCAAGUACGGCGUGCCGCCGCUGCGGUGGAGCAAGAAGCUGGCGCGGUACGCGCGGCGGUGGUCGGACGCGCGGCGGUUCGACUGCGUGAUGAUGCACUCGGUGGGUUCCCCCUACGGCGAGAACGUCUUCUGGGGCACCGGGUGGGACUGGAAGGCCGUGGAGGCCGUGGGCGACUGGGCCAGCGAGUCCUCCUUCUACGACUGGCGGGCGCAGGCCUGCCACCCGGGCCAGGUCUGCGAGCACUUCACCCAGAUCGUCUGGCGGACCACAAAGUACGUCGGCUGCGGCCGGGCCGAGUGCCUCGCCGGCGGCGUCUUCAUCACCUGCUCCUACGACCCGCCCGGGAACUGGAAGGGAGAGGUGCCGCUCACCUAA
This is a messenger RNA of Triticum turgidum subsp. durum (durum wheat), 735 nucleotides long. NCBI's taxonomy places the organism in Eukaryota, Viridiplantae, Streptophyta, Magnoliopsida, Poales, Poaceae. The record is from the annotation of a GenBank genome assembly.